UUACCUCGUUUAGUGAUUUCUUGGCUCCACCUAAAUGCAACAAACACGUCUAGACGCUGAAAAUGUUUUGGCCAAAACUAUACCCGGGCAUUGCUAGCCUUUUGUGGCUGCUCUGCUUGCUCCAAUCACAACAUGCGACCGCUUUUAUUGUGCCACAGGAACUGCCAUCGUUACUCUCUGUAGUAUAUUCGAACAUACCACCGAUAAAGAAAGGUACCGAUUCACGUCUGGGCUUUGGAUUUCGUCUGGGCGAGCACGCAGACUUUCAAGUGCUGGUCGAAUUGGGUCCACAGAAGAACACGCGCCCCAUUGGCGAACCGAGCAAGGACGAUCAAUCCUUCAACAAGCGUCAAGUGAGCAACUCUGAUCAGCGUGCUCUGCUUAGACAGCAACUACAACAACAGCAGGAGCAACAAAUGCUCACCUCCACAGAGCGCAAUGCGGCGAACUGGCUAGAGACCUGGUCAAAUGGCAUGAAGCCCCAAAAGCACAAACCCCAAAAAGCUAAGCCCCGUCAGCCAGUACAAGAAGGCAAUCCACAGCUGCCCCAGCAGCCUCCAGUGCCCCAGAAUGCCAUGCAACAGCUGCAGCUACUCUACAAAAUGGCAACCAGUUCUUCCAGCACUACAACAACUACAACGGUGCCACCGUUUGCGCCCCUGAAGCUGGGUGCCCCCAGUGGCUUCAAGUUGCCACCGCCAGCCUUGGAGCAAGACACAAAUGCCUUGGGCAGCAGUCUGCCCCCAAAGUCGAGGGCUGAGAUAACCAGAGAACUAAUGGACGUUAGUUUGGAAAACUAG
Molecule: messenger RNA, 800 nt
Organism: Scaptodrosophila lebanonensis
Lineage: Eukaryota; Metazoa; Arthropoda; Insecta; Diptera; Drosophilidae
Product: mediator of RNA polymerase II transcription subunit 13
Exons: 3
Coding region: 63-800 (245 amino acids)
Source: RefSeq, a predicted model, not a curated record